AGAAUCAAGGAUUCUUAUAGAAAAGUAAUGACCACUAAUUUGUCUCAACCACCAGUUGUGCAACUCUGCUAUGAGAAUGUGAAUGGAUCUUGCAUCAAAACCCCUUACUCCUCAGGAUCUAGAGUCAUUCUCUAUGCUGUGCUUGGCUUUGGGGCAGUGCUAGCAGUAUUUGGCAACUUGCUGGUCAUUACCGCCAUACUUCACUUCAAGCAGCUGCACACACCUACAAACUUCCUCAUCGCCUCCUUGGCCUGUGCUGAUUUUUUAGUUGGGGUGACUGUGAUGCCCUUCAGUACAGUGAGGUCUGUGGAGAGCUGCUGGUACUUUGGGGAGAGUUACUGUAAAUUUCACACAUGUUUUGAUACAUCCUUUUGCUUUGCAUCCCUCUUCCAUUUGUGUUUCAUCUCCAUUGACAGGUAUAUUGCUGUCACCGACCCUCUGGUCUAUCCAACCAAGUUCACAGUGCCUGUUUCUGGGAUAUGCAUUGCCCUCUCCUGGUUCUUUUCAGUGACAUACAGCUUUUCUAUUUUUUACACGGGGGCCAAUGAAGAUGGAAUAGAGGACUUGGUAAUUGCACUUACUUGUGUAGGAGGUUGUCAGGCUCCACUGAAUCAGAAUUGGGUUCUACUUUGUUUUCUUUUAUUCUUUGUACCCACAGUUGCCAUGAUCAUUAUAUAUGGCAAGAUUUUUCUGGUGGCUAAACAGCAGGCUAGGAAGAUAGAAAGCAGCAGCAGCCAAACCCAAUCUUCUGCAGAGAGCUAUAAGGACAGAGUGGCCAAAAGAGAGAGAAAGGCUGCUAAAACACUUGGGAUUGCCAUGGCUGCCUUUCUUGUUUCCUGGUUGCCAUAUAUUAUUGAUGCAGUAAUUGAUGCUUAUAUGAAUUUCAUAACUCCCCCUUAUGUCUAUGAGAUCUUAGUGUGGUGUGUUUAUUACAAUUCAGCUAUGAAUCCCUUAAUUUAUGCCUUCUUUUAUCCUUGGUUUCGGAAAGCAAUAAAGCUGAUUGUGAGUGGCAGAGUCUUAAGGAAUGAUUCUUCAACAAUGAAUUUGUUUUCUGAGGAAGCAGAAAUAGAUUGA
Messenger RNA from Sarcophilus harrisii (Tasmanian devil), 1074 nucleotides. Its product is annotated as trace amine-associated receptor 9. NCBI's taxonomy places the organism in Eukaryota, Metazoa, Chordata, Mammalia, Dasyuromorphia, Dasyuridae. The record is from RefSeq and is a predicted model, not a curated record. Gene Ontology annotation, molecular function: trace-amine receptor activity. The coding region runs from base 28 to 1074 and encodes 348 amino acids. The transcript has a single exon. Gene Ontology annotation, biological process: G protein-coupled receptor signaling pathway. Gene Ontology annotation, cellular component: membrane.